CCAAAGAUUGAGUUAGGUGAAAAGAAAAAUCGAAAAAUAGGCGCAUUUCGUAAACCAAAGAAAAAAAAUGACACAAUUUGACCUCCAACCUGAUAUCUUGUAGCGGUCGACCCGACGGGUGCGUGCGACUCGUUUUUCUCACUGGAUCAGGGUCAAAGUGGGUUGACCCGCGAGUCAACCCGUGGGUUGACAACCUUUAAUCGCACCGAUAUUUCGGUUAACCACCACCAAUUUGGGGCCAGAACUGCCAAUCAUGUCCGCCACUACUUGGGACUGUUGGUUAGCCAAAAUCAAGACCGAGUCGUGUCGGAUUAGUUGAUCGGUUAUACGUAACUGCUAAUUAUAUUUGCCAUCACCAACUUGAUUGGUUAGCAUCGAUGCACUGUCGGGUUUUCAGUUACUUACCGAAGACUGAUAGGUUAGCCUAAUCCCUCUAAAUCCCCAACCGACACUGAAGGCGCAUUUAAUAGCCGACCGACCAAUAUUCUUGGUUCAGUUGUGCGGUUAACCGACUAAUGACAAACGUUUAUCCCCAAUGCAUGGUUGUCACGCCGGCCGGCGUGCCACCGGUUGUACCGGGUUCAACCGGUACCGGUCAUAAAAUUGGCGUGACACCACCGGUAUGACCGACAUGAUCGAUAUACGAAUCUCUAAGUAAAAUGACCUUAUUUUAGAGAAUUUAAUUGAUAAAAAUUAUUUUAUUAUUAUUUUAUGAGUAUAAAAGUUAAAUAUUGAUGUUAUUUGUUGGAUUCAAAUAUAAAUGUUCAGGUAUUGACAUUAAAUGUCAUGAUUAAAUAUGAGUAUUUAUAAUUUUAUUUGUAAUAUUGACCGGCAUGAACCGGCACAAACCGGUAUGUGCCACCGGUUGAACCAUUCCACUUGCUAAACCGGCACACUGGCAUAAACCGGUUUGACAACCUUGCCCCAAUGCAAUCAAAAACGCGAUUCUACCUAGAAGCGUAAAAAUGGUAAAAUCGUAAAGCGUAGAAUUAAAGCGUAAAAACGCAAGUUUUUGAUGCAUGCUGUAAAAUAACUAAAAAUCUGUUAAGUACGACAUAUACCAUAUAAAAUAUGAGUGCACAUAAUUUAGUGAAGUUACUAAAUACCUGCAAUUCAUGCCUAAAGUAGAACAACUUAUAGCCUCUUAAUAAUAAGUUCAUAAACAUAAAUCUUAACAAUAAGCCACUGUCCCCUCUAUGCUAAUGAAUUUGGGAAGAGCCUAGCUGGUGAAUUAGAUUACUGUAUUGAAGUUGAGAAUGCAUCCAAGCACCUGGUAUGUACUUAUAGCCUCUUCAAAUUUCAUGAAAAUAAUACCUAUUUAGUGAACUAAAAGCGUAAAAACGUUAAGCGUUUUGGUGAACUAGAACCGUAAAAGCGUAAGCUUUUAAGGUUUAAAGCGUCAAUUUUGUCCGAUUUUAUACACUAAAGUUUUUAUAUAGAAACGAAAGUGUUUUGCUGACUUAAAAGCGUAAAAUCGCAAGUUUGUAAUUUUUGAAGCGCGAAUUUGACUGCAUUGGUCACCCCUACUACUAAAUAAUCUCAGUGAUCACAAAUAAAUAAAAAAUACUUAGUACCAAACUUGUAACAAUUUAAUAAACCGAUGAGCAAACUUGUAAUUUACCCACAAAAAAAUCAGAAGGAAGAGAAGGUAGUUCAGCUCAACCACCCUAACCUGGCGCGAGGGUUUACCAGCGGCAAGCGAUCUUGGACCACGGGCUGGUUGAUUUUGGAUCGUGAGGCAAUUGAAAAUUUCACGCCGGACGACCGGCGGUGAUCUGGCUAUCGGACGGCGGUUGGUGAGAAACCCGUUGCUUGGAGAAGUUUCCUUCUCUUUAUUCUCCCCCUUUUCUUCUCUUUGAGCAUUGGUUGUUGAUUAAUCGCUUUAGAUUCACGAAUUCCACAGAACGCCCGGAAGGCCGGAACUCUAUUCCAUUUCUUUCGUUUCAUUUGGUGUUCAGUGUUUACGCAGUAAUCGUGGUUCUAUCAUCAUAUCUAUCAGCUGCCCUGAUCCGGUAUAUGAGUUGAGGCAACUCGAGUCCAGUGAUGGCGGACUUACCAGGUUACGUGCGUUCUUGCUUGCAAACUGGUCACCUUGCUAUGCUAGCUAUUCUUGUUUCUGGGGGAAUUGUGCUCCAAGUCCUGGCGUGUGCUCUGUACAAUAAUUGGUGGCCGAUGCUAACUGUUGUGAUGUAUGUGAUUCUUCCAAUGCCAUUGCUGUUCUUUGCUGGCUCAGAAUCCAUCUUUCAAGAAUCUGAUAGCAGCUGGGUGAACGCAAGCAAGUUUUUCACAGGAGCAUCUACAGUAGGAAGCAUUGCCAUACCUGCAAUCUUGAAACAUGCUGGCAUUAUUGGGUGGGGAGCACUGGCAAUGGAACUUUCGUCAUUUUUCAUAUUUGUGAUAGCCAUAAUGUGUUACAUGAGCAUGUAUGAUGAAGAUGGUUAUAGUAGUAUGAUUUAACUUGAUUGGUGUGCAGAAAGUGCUGAUUCCAAGCCUGUUACGGCUCCAUCGUUCUUGUUAAGGUGUGGCUAUAAUAUUGUUUCUUCUGUUUUUUUUUCAGUUUGUGGAGUUAUACUAUUCUUUAUCCAUAACUUUGUAUCUAGGUUGGAAGUUGAAAGUUGUGUUACGAUGCCACAAGCCAGUCUCCUUCAUUUGGUUCUCAUUUACGCUAAAUCGUGAUUUUCUGUCGGUGACCUCCUGAUAUUGCAGAAGCGGCAGAAGUAGAAAAGGAUGGAGCAGAGUUACAAUAUAGUGAUUCAAGUUGCAUAAAUUGAGUCGUUUCAUAAACGAAUAUCCUAACUGGUAUAAUAAGCAUGCUCAUUUAUGAUAUUCUAUGGAUAUGAACAAUGCAGACAAAACGAUUCUAGUUAGAACUUAGAAGCGAAAAAUGGGUAAAAGCGUAAAACGUAAAAGCGAAAAUGAAUAUAAUCUUAUGAAAGAUAAUGUUAUGUUGGUGUUUGUAAUUGAUUAGAUACAACAGGAUGCUAGUCAAAAAGGCUGGUGGUUUCUUGAUUUAGGUUUGCAGCAACCACAUAAUAAGAAACAAGGACUGGUUUACUGUCAAGAACCAGUUGAUCUCAAUAACUCGAGUUGUUGGGAGAGGUUCAAUCAUGGAUCAUAUACCACAACACUAACAUGCCCCCUCAAACGAAAGCCACUCACAAGGGCUUGAAGUUUGCACAGGUCUGAACACAAGAAUACCAUGUGCUUAACAAAUGAGGGUCACCGGGAAUCGAAUACAAGACCUCUUGGUCACAUAAGGCUCUGAUAUCAUGUCAAGAACCAGUUAAUCCCAAUAACUCGAGUUGUUGGGAGAAGGUUCUGCUGGAUCUUAUACCACACUCUUACACGCCACCUCAAACGAAAGCCAACCCAUGGACUUGAAGUUUGCACAGGCCCACCGUACCUUGUGCUUUAAUCAAAGGUCAAUAUUGAGGGUCGUGGAGAUUCGAACACACGAUCACUUGGAAAUGACACAAAGGGAAGUACAAGACAGGAAAGGUACUAUACAGGUGAAACUAUACCUUCAGACUUGUCUGGUAUAAAAAACCCUGCUCAAAAUUUGGUCCUGCUACACGAAAAUUAAAAAGGGUCUGAAGUUCUUGAUCAAGAGAAACAUCUGCAAAGAGUUGCAUGAGUCCAAGGGGUUACUCGUGCAACUUCACAUGAAGACAAACCGUAUGUUUGUACUUCAUUGUGACUUGCUCGUAUUUGGUUCAAAGGAAUACAUUUAGUGUCUUCAAGACACGUAAAAUGAGCUAGAAACACUAAAUAUAUGCUAUAGCAUAUUUGUUCAUCUCAAUAACCAAUGACUUAUUGGUUUACAGAAGAAAAGAACGGUGAUUGUUCUACUAGAUAUAAAAUGAACUCCUAAUUUGUUUUCUACUUGUCUGGUUGGUAAACAAAAUAGGAAGCCAUUUUCAAUUAAAAGUUGAUAGAGGGCAAGCCACAUAAUUUUGGCUCAUUCAUGCAAACAUCUAUGUAUAUCUAGAUACUUCGAGGAACUAUCCAUUACCCUAGUCUAGUGCUACUGUGUAUAUCUAGAUACUUAGGGUUAUCGGAUGUGCUGAGUGAGCUCAUUUCCGGUGGCUUUCCUGGUUAUCCACACACCUCCGAGUACGCCUCCACUAAACUCAUAUAAAGUCACCUCGAUCUAGGAUACCGUAUCUGGGGCACUAAGGUCAUAGCUCCUUUCAAUGGAUACUAUCCACUGUCCACACCGAGGUUUUAUCUCAGGUUCUAUCUAGGAAGGCCAUCUAUAGCAGGGGUUCGGUCACCUCGACCACCAUAGGUCCCUAUUCAUACAUCUACCUCGAUUUGCUUGAUGGUGCAUACCCGUAUAACCCUAGAACUUCAUACCUAGCGUAGAAGCAUAAAGUAGGCUAAUAGAGAAGAUUAGGGCGACUUACCCAAACACAAUCAAAGAUAGAAUAACAA
Linum trigynum is the source of this 4434-nucleotide messenger RNA. NCBI's taxonomy places the organism in Eukaryota, Viridiplantae, Streptophyta, Magnoliopsida, Malpighiales, Linaceae. The record is from the annotation of a GenBank genome assembly.